GACUAGACUAGCCUUGCCUUGCAUUGGACCCCGUUCUUCACUCCCUUUCGACAGCAUUGCCGCUGAUCAAACGGGAACAGCAGACCAGACGAGACCAGGUUGGAUCCGAUUUGAUUCGAUUCGGUUCGAUUCGAUCUCAUCCGAUUCGAUUCGAUCCGACUUGAUCCACGACACCGAUUCUUCCAACCGAUUCGCCUUUCUCUGUUGCAUCGCGUACUCUUGCGUCGCACCCGGGCACGAUCGCAGCGGAAUCCGACGCCUUCCAACAGCAGCGGCAAGACAAGACAAGACAAGGCAACCGCCAUGACGGAUCCGCCCCCCCUCCGCAGCAUCGUCGUGGGAAACCCCGCUCUGGGCGGGGGCAAGCCCUUGCAGCACCAAUCGCAGCAGCAGCACCAAUCGCAGCCCGUCGGCGUGACCGUCGACACGACCCUCCACCGGGCCGUCCACCGAAUCCGUCUCUCGGCCCUCUCGCACAACUACUCGGAGGUGGAAUCCGCGGCCAACAGGCAGCGGUGCUCGGUGAUCGUCGUCGUCAAGGCGGACGGCUACGGGCACGGGGCGAUCCCCUCGGCGAUCUUUCUGGCCGACCGGAUCGGGGCCGAUGCCUUUGCGGUGGCGACUCUGGAGGUGGGUGGAGCAAUGCAUUGGAAUGGAAUGGAAUAGAAUAGAAUAGAUUGGAAUAUAUUGGAAUGGAAUAUAUUGGAAGGAAUGGACGGGUUGUUGUUGCAUGCAGUUUCUGGAUGGUUUCGGAUUCUUUCGAAUUGUUUCGAAUGGUUUGUUUGCGUGCAUCUGUGUGUCCCACAGAAGGAUCUCACCAACCUCUUUUUUCGUUUCGCUCUGUCUUUUUAUGCACCUAUCUAUGUAUGCAUCUAUCUAUGUAUGCACCUAUCUAUGUAUGCACCUAUCUAUGUAUGCACCUAUCUAUGUAUGCACCUAUCUAUUCACUCCCGCAUUGCAUCGAUACAGGAAGGAAUCGCGCUCCGAAAAGCUUUGCAAGAAACGGCACCCACGAAUCCGGGAUGCCACGAACGCCUGAACCACUACUUCAACCUGGGCAGGGAUCCGCACCGCCUGCGUUCCUCCGGAGCCUCGCUGGCGGCGGCGGUGGAGCAGGACUCGGUGAGCGUCGUCACCAGCAGCGCCUUUGCCUUUGCAUCCACAUACGGAUACGGGACGCACGGGAGGAAGCCGAUCCGGGCGUCCCACAUCCGCAUCCUGGUGCUGGGCCCCCCGGUUGGCUUUCCGAGGUGCUUCGACGACUACUACCACUACAACAUCGAGGCCAUGAUCUCGGGGCCCGAGGUGGCCAUGGCCCUCUACGAGUGGGUCAGCAACACGGACGAGCGCAAGCGAUUGCAGGUCGAGCGCGCGGCCAACGAGCUCAAGGAGAAGAUCCUCCUGGAGCCAAAGGCCAAGGCCACGGCGCUCCACAACACAAACAGUAUCAACAGUAUCAACACAAACAGCAUCAACGCAAACACAAACGCAAACACAAACCACGGAGCAUCAAAGCCAGAGGGAGAACCACCCUCGGCCGGUUCCUCCACCGCGCAAAACUCAAAUCCAAAUUCAAACGCAAACACAAACGCAAACGCGGGAGACAACAACUCGCUGGCCUCGAGCACCGGCCGAUCGUCGAGCCGGAGUUCCGGAAGUCGUGGGCCGAUCCACCAGCAGAUACCCUCGGCAACCCUGACCAACGUGACGGGAUCGGAUCUGGCGAGGGAGGUGAGGGAGAUCCUCAAAAACCAAAAGAUCGCCGCCGAGACGCAGAAACAGCAGCAGCAGCAACAACAACAGCAACUGAAGCAGGAACAGCUGCGGAACCAGCAGAACCGGGCAUCGACACCGAUCGGUGCCGACUCGUCGGAGGCUACGCCGGUGUCCUCCGUUGCGGAUCCCGCCGGGAACAAGAAUCCUGCUGCGAAUCCCGAUGCUGCUGCGAAUGCAAAUGAAACUGCAACAAACACAAAGCCAGCCUCUGCCCUUGCCUCGGCGUUUUCUCCGGUUCGAACGAACGGAAACGGGAGCAACGCUGCGAACACCACCACCACUGCCACCAGCAACAGCAACAGCAACAGCGAGGGAACGGUUCAGGCAUUCGCGGGCCUCGAAGAGAUGGCCAGGCACUCCAGGAUACGGCAAAAGGCCAUGGAGAGCGAGGUGUUCCACGAUCGAGGAGGAGACGAAGAGGAGGAGGACGACGACCUCAAUGGUAACGUCUAUGUCAACGUCAACGUCAACGACAACGACAACAACCACACAGCGGCAGGCGAUGCGACCAAAAACCAACAACGGCAGAACCACGACAGGCACGUCCCCACCAGCACGAAUCGCAGAGCCCCGCCGAUGUUGGCACCGACCAAGAAGCGCCUGCGGUGGCAUGCUCUGGUGGACAGCGGCAUGGGACGCCUCGGCUUCAAGACGGACCCGGUCACGACAGAAGACCACGGCAAGCGCAGGGACACGGUGGAAAUACUCAAGGAACUCGCCGAUCUCGAGGUCACCCCGGACUGUCCCGUGGAGUUCUACGGCAUGUGCACCCACAUGGCCGAUGCCUCCAACUCCACGUCCACCUUUACGGAUUCCCAGAUGAACCGGUUCAAGAGCCUGCUCAAGAGGGUUCGCGGGGCGGGGAUUUCCGUUCCGACCAUCAGCACCGACAACUCCGCCGCGCUCCUGACCACGAACCUGACCCACUUCUCGGCCAACGCCAGGGUUCUCCUGGCCCAGAACGACGCCGACUCCCGGGGCUUUGUCCGGACCGGCGGGGCCAUCUACGGCCAGCGGCCCUCCUUCGAACAGCUGAAGGCCGUCUCGACCCUGGUGGCCUCCGUCCGCCACGUCGCCACGCUCAGGGCGGGGGAAUCGGUCGGCUACGACCGGGCCUACGUCGCCCCCACGAGCGUCCGCAUCGCCACCCUCACCAUCGGCUUUGCCGACGGCUACCCCAGGGAGCUCGGCAACGGCGUCGGGAGCGUCUCGAUCCGUGGCCACCUCUUCUCGGUGGCCGGAAACGUCUGCAUGGACAUGCUCAUGGUCGAGCUGGGACCGGCGGGAGAAACCAACGGGCCCGGGGCCGCCGUGGCCGUGGGCGACGUGGCACUCCUCUGGGGACCCGACGAGGGCGAGGAGGGGGAGGGCCACGUCCGCCUCCGGGACGUGGCGGAGGCCCUCGGGACGACCCAGUCGGCCCUCACCUGCGGCCUCAACAAGGAGCGGGUCCUCCGCAAGUACGCCUAGCCGAGCCGAGCCUAGCCGAGCCAAACCAAGCGA
This is a messenger RNA of Pseudo-nitzschia multistriata, 3279 nucleotides long. The record is from the annotation of a GenBank genome assembly. Lineage: Eukaryota; Bacillariophyta; Bacillariophyceae; Bacillariales; Bacillariaceae.